GGCGAGCCCGCGCCGCCGCCGCGUAUAAAGCGGCGCCCGCCCCGGCGCUCCGCAGUCAGCCGCACCGCCACUCUCCCGCCGCGCCGCACCGGGAGCAGCAGCAGCAGCAGCAGCAGCAGCAGCAGCGACAGCGACAGCGACAGCGUCAGCAGCAGCGCCGACCCCCGCCCGCCCCGCCGACGGACACCGCGCAGCGCCGCCGAGGAGAAGCGCCCGGCCGGCACCUCGCCUCGUCUCACCUCGGCUCAGCCCUCCGCCGCCGUCCGCCCGCAGCCCUCCGCCGCCGCGGCAUGGCCCCCGCCAGCUUCGCCGUCGCCCUCCUCCUCGCCCUCCUCAGCCCGGAGGCGCGGAGCCAGGAGUGCGGAGGGCAGUGCCAGUGCGGCCCCGGGCCCGGCCCCGUCUGCCCCGCCGGCGUCUCCCUGGUGCCCGACGGCUGCGGCUGCUGCCGCGUCUGCGCCAAGCAGCUGGGCGAGCUCUGCACCGAGCGCGACCCCUGCGACCAUCACAAGGGGCUCUUCUGCGACUUCGGCUCCCCCGCCAAUCGCCGCAUCGGCGUCUGCACCGCUCGCGACGGCGCCCCGUGCGUCUUCGGCGGCAUGGUGUACCGGAGCGGCGAGUCCUUCCAGAGCAGCUGCAAGUACCAGUGCACCUGCCUCGAUGGGGCGGUGGGCUGCGUGCCCCUCUGCAGCAUGGACGUCCGCCUGCCCAGCCCCGACUGCCCCCACCCGCGGAGGGUGAAGCUCCCCGGCAAGUGCUGCGAGGAGUGGGUGUGUGAUGAGGCCAAGGAGCAGACCGCCGUGGGACCCGCACUCGCUGCUUACAGGCUGGAAGACACGUACGGCCCAGACCCAACGAUGAUGCGUGCCAACUGCCUAGUGCAGACCACUGAGUGGAGUGCUUGCUCCAAGACCUGCGGCAUGGGCAUCUCAACCAGGGUCACCAAUGAUAAUGCCUUCUGCCGGCUGGAGAAACAGAGUAGACUUUGCAUGGUCAGACCUUGUGAAGCGGACCUGGAGGAGAACAUCAAGAAAGGCAAAAAGUGCAUUCGCACCCCCAAAAUCUCCAAGCCCAUCAAGUUUGAGCUGUCUGGCUGCACCAGCGUGAAGACCUACAGAGCUAAGUUCUGUGGUGUCUGCACUGACGGGCGCUGCUGCACACCCCACAGAACAGCCACCCUCCCCGUGGAGUUCAAGUGCCCUGAUGGGGAGAUCAUGAAAAGGAGAAUGAUGUUCAUCAAGACCUGCGCAUGCCACUACAACUGCCCUGGAGACAAUGACAUCUUUGAGUCUCUGUACUACAGGAAGAUGUAUGGAGACAUGGCAUAAAGCCAGAAGUAGACGCUAACUAGAUUCUCAACUUGAACUGAUUUGCAUCUCAUUUUGUAAACACGAUUCAAUAGCACAAGGUAUUUAAAUCUGUUUUUAAGUUCAACAAACUGCUCCAUGUGACUUAAGACAAUUUGUCUGCUGACCCCAAACGGUGGUCAGGAGGAGAAGGUAAAAUGGACAGUGGGACCACAGCAAGACACAACUUCUGAACAUGCUGUUCAUGAGGUGGUGUGAAGGGGUUAAGGGAAACAUGCAGGAAAACCAGAUCCAAACAGAUGUUCCCUUAAUGUGGUGCCGCAUGUUUCACCUAGUAGUGCAAUUGAGGAGACUCUUAGCAUGUUUGCUGACAUGGGUUUGGUGACAGCAAGAGCUGGAGUGCAAACCCUCAAGCAGCAACGUGCUAUGCCGAAGGUGUCCUGUUAGUCAGGACAGUAAUGUUUCCGCUUUGACGCUCUGAUUCCUAUGGCUUGGUCAACAAGAAUCAGAAUCAUGUCUAUUAGACUGGACAGCUUGUGGCAGUUAAUUUACCUGUAACAAGCUACUUUUUAUUAAUAUUGUAAAUACUGUGUGUAUAUAUAUUUGUACAGUUAUCUAAAUUAAUUUAAAGUUUUGUGCCUUUGUUUAAUGCUUUGAUAUUUUAAUGAUAGCCUUUUUUUGGAACAAGAUAGGUAGGAUCUAAAGCUUCUUUGACAAUGCAUUCAAAGCAGGAAAUGGAUACUCUAGUGGAAAUUGUUCAGAUAGGGUGAAGUGGUGAAUUGAAAUGGAGAUUUGUUAGCAUUGAGGUGCCUGUAUCCUUACCAAGCACUCAUCUGUUUAGCAAAAUACAUUUACCUCAGCUUUAAUGAAGAAGUGGCUUAGAGGAAAAUAGCUCUCUUGUAGCUAAUUGGUCUUUCCACUCAAGAGCAUUUGUUUCUUUCUUUGACUAUGGCUAUUCAUUGGACAGUUUAUGUGUUGAGAAGUGUGACCAAAAGUUACAUGUUUGCACCUUUUUAGUUGAAAAUAAAGUAUUUAUAUUUUUUAUAUAAA
Dromaius novaehollandiae (emu) is the source of this 2354-nucleotide messenger RNA. RefSeq names its product cellular communication network factor 2 (gene CCN2). Bases 291 to 1325 code for a protein of 344 amino acids. Gene Ontology annotation, biological process: cell adhesion; signal transduction. Gene Ontology annotation, molecular function: integrin binding; heparin binding. The record is from RefSeq and is a predicted model, not a curated record. Gene Ontology annotation, cellular component: extracellular region; extracellular matrix. NCBI's taxonomy places the organism in Eukaryota, Metazoa, Chordata, Aves, Casuariiformes, Dromaiidae. The transcript has 5 exons.